Messenger RNA from Paramecium primaurelia, 1285 nucleotides. Lineage: Eukaryota; Ciliophora; Oligohymenophorea; Peniculida; Parameciidae. The record is from the annotation of a GenBank genome assembly.
CUUACCAUAUAUUUUUAUUAUGAAGCUAAUUUUUAGAUGAACAAGCAAAAUUAGACUUAUAUAGUUAACGAUUAUUCCAGAUCAAUCCUCCAUGGAUAUCACAUAGAUGAAAAUAGAGAGAAAAAGGGAGGUAUAUCUUAAAGCUCAGAGUUGGGUGGAGGUAUAUUCAAUAGUGUAGAAGUAACUAUUAAGAAUUAAAAUAUAGGUUGAAUAGAGGAAACCAAAAUAAGUUCUGUAAAAAGAAUAUGAUUCAAGGAGUAUAAGAUAUGCAAAUGAAGAUUACUCAUAUUUGGCAAAUUUGUUGUUAAGCAGAUUUUCACAAUUAGACACAGCAGCCUCUAUAGCUACUCAAUACCCAUUAUUUAAAAUGUUAAGAGGUGUUACCAAAAAAUUUAUGUUUAAUGAGUUAGAAAUCAUAUUUUUUUUGCACACAAUUGAAGAAUAGAAAUGGAGAUAUGAUGAUUAAUUGAUAUCAGAGUUUUAACCAUAUUUUAAAUAAGAUUUUCUGAGCAACUAAGAAGUAAAUUAAUUAUAAAAAUAAUUUAAAUUAGAAUUAGAAUGUAGAAGGAUUCAAAAAAUUAUUAUUAUUUCUAAUUUGCUGUGGAUAUACAAUUAAGUGUUUUUUCAAUGAUUCUAAUGAUUAAGAAAUAAUUUUAAUAACUGAUCAUAUCUAAUAAUAUUGUUAAAAAGAGUAAUAUAUAAAUUAAAUAAUAGUUUUAAAAAAUCAUUAUUAGAAUUAUGGAGAUAGAAAUACAUGAAUUGUUCAUUAAAGAUUGUACCAAGAGUUUUGAAUAAAUUAUACAAUAAAUUGAUAAGAAUACCAAAAGAUGGAAAAUAAGAAUUUCAAUAAGAUUAUAAUGCAUUAGUAGAUCAAAUAAUUUAGAUCUCUCCUGCUUACAAUAGUUAAGAAGGAAAAUUUAUAAAAUAAGAAGUUAAACCUAUUUAACAAUAAUAAUAAUAAUAAUAAUAAUAAUAAUAAUAAUAAUAAUAAUAUUAAUAACCACAACCAACUAUUAACUUUAGUCAAUAGACUUAGUAAUCCUAUUAACAACAGGUUUAAAUGAACACUUCUGGUAUAUUUAUGUAAUAUUCAUCACAAUAAAUGGCUCCAUAAUAGACUUAAUAACCUUUUAUUUAAACUUACGCUACCUUUAGUAAUUCAGAGUUCUUAGAUUCAAAUAUUAAUGAAAAUUUAUUUCUAAAUUCAACUAAGAUCAAAGAGGAACAGUUGCUACCUCCACCACCACCAUUAUUGACCUAAUCUUCUAAUUAUAAAAUACAAUGA